AUGGAAAGCUUCAACGGGAAGGAUGUUCAUAUAAAUUUCCUGGAGCCGGCAAUAACAAUCAGUGUGAUAUUUAUAUGUUUGUAUAUGAUUAUAAGUACGGACAAUCCUGCACACUUUCUUAUUAGGAGUUUUUUUUUUAAAAGUAAAAUAUUCUUGUGGGAAUUAAAAGAUAUUUUUACCAACAUUAACUUUUUUGCUCUUAUAUUUUCUUCCUUUUUUUUUGUAUCAUAUUACAUUUUGCAUUUGUUAAAGUAUGAAAACGUGAGGCCUCUUUUCUGUGUCAACUACAACUACUACGACAAGAUUCUUAAUUACAAGUUGAAGGACAUAAGCGUCAAGUCUUUGUUUCAGAAUGGCAUUAGCGAACAAAAUUACUUGGUUAAUCUUUUAUAUUCAUUUAAGUUUUUUUUUAAUAUAUUUUUUUUAAAUGAUGCUGGUUUGAUCCAAACUGUAUUUACCUUCUUCCUCGUAUUUGUGCUUUUGUCAUUAUACGCGAAGCAAGUCACUCGGGUCGUCUUCAUAAGCAGCACUCUAACAGGCGCAGUUGUUUCAGGCUUUAUGGUAGUGUUUUUUUUAAAAAAAAUUGUAAAUAUUGAGUAUAACCAUUGCGGCGAAGAAACUUCUUCUCUCCUAUUUUUAAUCUUUUUCUACAUAACCAAUCCAUACUUGAGUGUGUUUCAAUACAAAGACAAAAGUUUGCAUCCUUACCACGGCACGGAACUGCGGCUGUACAUCCAUCUGCUCUUCUUUGUAAAAUAUGUGGCAUAUGGAGGGACGUUGUACGAAGUCAAGGCACUCGUGGCGGUGAUCAUAUGUGCCAUUGUGUUUUCUCGGCAGGCCAUAGAGAGCUUCGAGAUGCACACAUUCACGAAGCUCAUUUGGCUGGCAGCAUACUACUUCGUUAACAACUACGUGCCCUUCGCGUUCUCCGGAAAUUUCACCCUCUCCAAGCUGUUCCAUUAUGACGUUAUGCAGCUGUUACGCAACGAGUUUGCAAGCAACAUUUCGCUUCACCACUUCAACGUCCGUUCAAGAAUACCAUUCAACUAUUUGGUGAGCAAAAUUUCUUUCUUCUGGAUUCCCUACAUGCUGCUAAACAGGACCCACAAAAACCUCAAGUACCUGAUAAUGCUUCUGAUGUCGAUCAAUUUGAUAGCGACCAGUACCUACUUGGCGAAGAACGUCGUCCCCGGAAUCCCACUCAACCUACUCCUCCUAUUCUGCUUAAACAAAAUUGGGAUUUAA
This is a messenger RNA of Plasmodium fragile, 1245 nucleotides long. RefSeq lists its product as uncharacterized. The record is from RefSeq and is a predicted model, not a curated record. Bases 1 to 1245 code for a protein of 414 amino acids. The transcript is spliced from 7 exons. NCBI's taxonomy places the organism in Eukaryota, Apicomplexa, Aconoidasida, Haemosporida, Plasmodiidae.